UGAUGAGGAACCGCCCAACCCGGAGGCCGCCCGCCCCGGUUUCCGGCGCGGCUGCUGCAGGCGGAAGCGGCGGCGCGGCCAUGGCGUCGGGCGGAGGCUCCCGCUCCCCCUCUCCCGUUCAGCGCCUCCCCCCGCCCUUCCCCGAGCCCCAUGGCGGCGACAGCGAUGGGGUGGGGACGGCCGACAGCGACACGGAGGGAGAGGACAUCUUCACCGGCACCAGCAAGCCUGCCACACCAAAAAGGGAAUCUCUUCCUGUGAGCAGCACCUCCAAAGAGAAUGGGGUUCAGGGAGAGCACGACGAACAGGACUUAUUUGCUGAUGCCACUGUCGAGUUGUCUCUGGACAGCACGCAAAACAACCAGAAGAAGGAACUGGCCAAAACGUCCAAUCCUGUCCCCUCCUUAGAGGUAGCUGCAAGUUCUUCUAAAAACCAUCCACAGAGCUAUGAGGAGCUGGAAGAAGAGGAACAGGAGGACAAAUUUGAGCUGACUGUAGGAGUGAGUGACCCAGAGAAAGUUGGGGAUGGCAUGAACGCGUACGUAGCAUACAAAGUGUCAACCCAGACAAGCAUGCCAAUGUUCAGGAGCCAGCAGUUCUCGGUGAAAAGGAGGUUCAGUGACUUUCUGGGUCUCUAUGAGAAGCUGUCGGAGAAGCAUGCCCAAAAUGGGUUCAUCGUUCCUCCUCCGCCUGAGAAGAGUCUGAUAGGAAUGACCAAAGUGAAAGUUGGGAAAGAAGAUUCCUCCUCUGCAGAGUUCCUAGAAAAGAGACGGGCUGCACUGGAGAGGUACCUCCGGAGAGUGGUCAGCCACCCAACCAUGCUGCAGGACCCUGAUGUCAGGGAGUUCUUGGAAAAGGAGGAGCUACCAAGAGCAGUCAGCACCCAGGCCCUGAGCGGAGCGGGAAUACUGAAGAUGUUCAACAAAGCUACAGAUGCUGUCAGUAAAAUGACCAUCAAGAUGAAUGAAUCAGACAUAUGGUUUGAGGAGAAGCUGCAAGAGGUGGAGUGUGAGGACCAGCGGCUGCGGAAAUUGCACGCUGUCGUGGAAACAUUGGUGAACCACAGGAAAGAGCUAGCAUUGAACACAGCCCAGUUUGCAAAGAGCUUGGCCAUGCUGGGGAGCUCGGAGGACAACACGGCCCUGUCCCGGGCACUGUCCCAGCUGGCUGAGGUGGAAGAGAAGAUCGAGCAGCUGCACCAGGAACAGGCUAACAGUGACUUCUUCCUCCUGGCCGAGCUCCUGGGAGACUACAUCCGCCUCCUCUCAGUUGUAAGGGGAGCCUUUGACCAGCGCAUGAAGACCUGGCAGCGGUGGCAGGAUGCCCAGGCCAUGCUGCAGAAGAAGAGGGAGAUGGAGGCCAGGCUGCUCUGGUCCAACAAACCCGACAAGCUGCAGCAGGCCAAAGAGGAGAUCUCGGAGUGGGAGUCACGCGUGAGGUGGUAUGAGAGGGACUUUGAACGGAUUUCUGCCGUCAUCCGCAAGGAAGUGAUACGGUUUGAGAAAGAGAAAUCCAAGGACUUUAGAAACCACGUCACCAAAUACCUGGAGACGUUACUAAAUUCUCAGCAGCAGCUGGUGAAGUACUGGGAAGCAUUCCUACCUGAAGCUAAGGCCAUUUCUUAAUUGGAUGGAGCAAACGAGCAAACCUGAACUUUGCCUUUUUUGGUUUUUUUGUUUGGUUCUUUUGGGGGUAUUUUUGUUUUGGUUUGGUUUUUUUAAUAUAUAUAUCCACUAUACCUCUUCCUCUUUUACACGGGAACAACCCCUUAGUCCCACACCCAGGAGCUGGUAGAGGUUUAAACCCCAGGCAAGCAGCUUGCAAGCCAGUAACUCUUCUAACUGUAUAUUUUUUUCAUUUAGCAACACAUAUAUUUUCAUACUGAAGAGAAACUAGUUUCCUGCUUUCCAACCAGCCCCGCGGUGGAGGGGGUUAACAUGAGGUGGAAAAUGUCUAUUUUUCAGGCUGGGUUUUAGGGCUCUAACAAUCUUACUCCUGCAGUGCCAUUAAAAUUCUGUAAUAAAACUUCUAU
Messenger RNA from Calypte anna (Anna's hummingbird), 2032 nucleotides. It is a transcript of the gene SNX1, whose product is annotated as sorting nexin 1. The coding region runs from base 3 to 1625 and encodes 540 amino acids. The record is from RefSeq and is a predicted model, not a curated record. Gene Ontology annotation, cellular component: endosome; endosome membrane. Gene Ontology annotation, molecular function: phosphatidylinositol binding. The transcript is spliced from 15 exons. NCBI's taxonomy places the organism in Eukaryota, Metazoa, Chordata, Aves, Apodiformes, Trochilidae. Gene Ontology annotation, biological process: intracellular protein transport; early endosome to Golgi transport.